AUGGUUGUGUCCAGCGUCGUCAAAGGAUAUUAUUUUCGGCUGAAGGACAAAUCAACCCCAUUGGAUCUUAAACUGAAGUUAAUCAAGUUUGCAUGGAAUAAUGAUUGCAUUGUAAUUGCAAACAAAGUUCAAGUUCUUCUUGAUUGUAUUGGUGGGCUCUUGAUGAACACAAAAAAGAAUGUCCUGUCUGAUGAAGAAAUUGGGUCUAUAUGGGAAUGCCUUGAUUGGUUACUUCUUUCCAAUAAAGUAAGAAGUAGCAAAGAAACAUUUGUACUAAAACCAUCAUUUAGUCAGGCUGUUAUUCUUACAAUGAACAGGCUAACCACUGAAAUUGUGCCUUAUAAAAGCAGCAUUUUAAGAUGCUGCAAAUCACUUUUCAUGUCUCCAGCAUUGUCGUAUCUCUUUACAUCUAACAUCCAAAAAGUGGUAUCCAUUUUAUCAGUCAUAUGCACUGUAAGUAUUCGACAAUUACACAAAACUGGCAGUCUUGAUCAAUCUCUUCAGGAACUAUUGUCUAUCCUAACAGACGUUUAUAAUAAAGGUCAAAGGACAAAUCCCAACCAAAAGAAGGUUUAUGAUAUGUUCUGUGACAAACUGUUCCUCCCUUGUGUCAUUUUGAAAUUUCUGUGUAAGUCUCACCUUGAGUACGAAGGGAUUUCAUGUUCAAUAACAGCCAUCAUGGAAAAUACUUUGCUAGACAAGGAUCAGUUUAUUCAUUAUAACAGCUAUUUGAAGAUUACUUGUAAUAUGGAGAGUAGCGCUCACAUGCCUAAGGUCAUUGAAAAGUUUUUCAAUCUUAUGAAGAAUGGUUUAACUGGACAUGAUGAAACUGCUCCAUCAGACAAAACAAGAGCUGCUAUUUUGGACUAUUUGCCAACUUUCUUUGUCUCAUAUUUACAACGAGAAAAGGACAAUUCUGAAUCUUGUAGAAUGAUGUUCUUUGCCCUAAACAAGCAAAUUGGCAUCACCGUGGAGACAAAAUCACUGUGUGGCCCUUUAAAAGAGUCUGAUGUACUUAUUGUUCUUGAUUACUUGCUGAAACAUGCAUAUGACUUUGGUAUUUAUGAUGUUGGACAGGAUAAUGCAGAAGAUGGUGUGUGGCUUUUAUACUUCACAAUGCUUCUGGAGUUUCUUUUAACUGUGAAAAGUAAAACUACCCCCUGGUAUUCUUGUCUGGAAACUUUGAUCCAACUGAACCCAGAAAUAACAGAAGAUCAUUUGAGUUCAAUAUUUGCCACCUGUUGGCAAUCACUCUCUCAAAUUGACAAUUCAGAAAUAGCCAGUGUUGAUUCAUUUUUGAAAACUGUCUUCACCAUCUACCACAAAUUACGUAAAGUACCCAUUCUUAUUGAUAUGCUGAUCAAAUCCAUUGAAGACACAAACAAUGCUUGUUACAUUCAAUUUCCUCAACAAGCUUAUACAAAGUUCCAGAGUAUUAUCCAAUUAUUGCCACAGACUGUUGAAAUUACCAUCUGGGAAAAAUUAGUGACAGUAAUCAAGGAUAAAUUGACUGAGGUUAUAACUUCUCAAGAUAAAGAUGCAAGCAUUAAGUGUGCAAAGACAAUGAAUCUUCUGGUCUAUUUUCUUCACCAUUGUGUUGUUGUUGGUGCCACAGUGACUGCUCAGACUAUUCAGAAAAUGCAGGAGUUAAUGAUUCAAAUGAAAGAGACAAUAUUGUCCAAUUCAAUCACUUAUUGCAUUGAUAAGACAACUUUUGAUCAAGUUCUUCUGGAGGCUACCUUGUUGUUGACCCAUGCAUGGGGUGAAUUGGUUCUUCUUUUGGCACAUUUUGCCUCUUCAGAUAUCCAGCCACAAUUCAAUGAACCCCUUGCUUUUCGAUGCUUCUCAUCUUCAACAUGGAAGAAGAUUUUGAAGCAUCUCAACAAAGGAACAUUCAUUGCUAAUCUGUUGCAACUUCAAAGGAUCAAGGCAGCUCAGUUGUUUCCAGGUUCUUUGUCUGAAAAAGAAGCCAUUCAGGUGUGUGAUGUUGAUUACAUCCUGAAGCCCCUGCUUGAUCCAGAGUCAUCGGAGGUCACAGAUAAAACUUUCAAAAUUUCCCAGUUCUUUACUCAUAAUGGCUUGAGUGUAAAAACCAGAAGACAGUCUAGUUGGCUCCUAAUCACUGCUAACCUGCCACUACUGAUGCCACUUUUUAACCAAGAUCAGCUGCAUGCAAUUGCAGAGAUUGUUCUAGACACAUUCCGUGAGAGUACUGAACAAAGUGAAGACCAUUUGGAGACAUUCUUAACAGAAAAACUGCUGAAGGAUUCUUCAUUUCAAGAAAUGAGGCCAUUCCAUUCGUGUCUCAUCUCUGUUGCCUUUUCUAAAUUGUCCAGUCUGGCUGCCAAACAAAAGAAAGAAUCAGGGUCAGCAAAGAAGCAAAAAGUGUCUUCAGUUGACAUUUCAGAAAUCUUUACCAAAUUGGGUAACAGGAAGAUAAAUUGGUGCCAAUCACAAAAGAAAGCAGCCAAAUGUCUAAAAAAUAUUGGGGAAGAUGUCUGCUCCUUACUUGAGUCUUUUCCGGUUGCUAAUAAAACUGGUCUGUAUGUUCAGAAAAAUUCAACCACAUAUAUUCAAGUCUUACAGAACUUACCCCUUAGAUUUCUGUCAUCCAAUGAUCAAAUUCGAGUUAUUAUGGGUCUGCAGGUUUUGUUGGCAUGUAACCCGCUCAGUGAUCUUGUAAAUGAACUGAAUGAUAAAGGAGCAGACUGUCAGUUGUUGAAUCUGGCUUCAGUUCAGUGCAGCAUAGCUUGUCUUCAGAUUCUUUUCUUCUCAAGUGGAGACAACUCUGUCUUCUUAUAUUUAAAUCCUGAGUCUUUCCUCAACUAUCUCGAGACAAUUUUCACUGAAGUGAAACAGGAAUCAGUCGGUGCUUGCAAAAUUCCACUGCUCAUCUCAUUACAUCAGUUGCUUGAAGGUGCCUUUUUUGCUCUUGUUAAUGAACAGAAAAAUUUUCCUGCUCUGCAGUCAUAUAUUUUAAAGCUCUGUAAAAGUUUGCAGAAAGCUCACAAGAAACUCAGCAAGAAGCCUCAGAAAACGGAAACCUUCAAUAAGAAAUAUUCUCUCACAUAUUUACUUGCUAGAAUUUUGGUUGAAGUACUUGGAAAGAAAAUCCAUGCUUGUAUCUGGAAGAAAAAUGUUAAAAAAGAGGUUGUUGGUUUCCUGGACCAAUUAUCAAAAGACAUUUUGAACACAAGCAACUGCUUCAGUGAUGUACUGCCCUCUUCACUCAUUGCAGCUUACAAUUCUGUCCUGACUUACCAAGAUUCCUUACCAGACUUAGACAAAGAAACUGUGGACAAAUUAUGGAAGAACAUGUCAGUUUGUUGUUAUGAAAAUCUCCAUAAGAAAGAUGUGUCUCUGCUUCUUCUCUCUGUACAAUUCUACUUCAUUUCUCUCAACCAGAAUCAUACUGCCCAACACUUGAAAACUGAUGAACUGAAUUUCUAUUCAAAGAAGAUGAUCUCUGAUUUGACUGCAGAAACAGCACUGACAGAUACUAUACGCUUAAAGAGCACAGUCGAGGUAUUUCUUGCUCUUUUUGCUGGUCAACGAAUGAAAGAUGAGCAUCUACCAAGAUUUAUCAACUCACAAUCUGAUAUUCUUCGUUGUUCACAGACUAUUUUCCAACAGAUACAAUGGCACACUGACCUCAGCAAAGUGGAAAAUGUUGCCAUUCCUUUAUUGCAUCUUGAAGCAAAAAUCUUGCAAAAAUAUAAGAACACACUCCCCUCACAGGUAGCUGUACAGGUUAUGCUUGGUUGCCAGUAUGUACGCUUGAAUGAACUUCCUGUGUCUACUUUCUGUGCUGUCUUUCAUGCUCUUUGUGAUGUCCUCUUUUCUCUGCUGCUUGACUUCAAUCGAGCUGUCCUGGCUACAUUACCAAGUUUUAUUGGUGUCCUCAAACGACUUCUUGUCAGUGUAUGCCAAGAAGGAAGCCAAGAUAUUUUAGCAAAGAAAUCCGAGGCAGUACAACCAAUUUCAGAUUGUGCCCAAUACCUGACAAGGCUGAUUUUACUGCUGUCAAAUUACAAGAUAGAAUUGAGUAAGCUAGUCAGCCAUCUCAUUGCAGAUUAUCUGGCUGCCACCCAGCAAACAACAUUAUGGCCCUCUAUCAAGAAUUUUCUGGACAAUGGAUUAAACAUUCUAUUGGGCAUUUGCAACCAGCAUGCCAUCCAGAAUCUCAUGACAGAACUUCCUGAUGGUUUGAAGCAUGUUUUCCGUUCAGUCUACAACAAAUAUGUCCAGAAUCAUAAAUAUACAGGAAAUAUAUGA
Messenger RNA from Acanthosepion pharaonis, 4275 nucleotides. NCBI's taxonomy places the organism in Eukaryota, Metazoa, Mollusca, Cephalopoda, Sepiida, Sepiidae. The record is from the annotation of a GenBank genome assembly.